CGAAGUUCAGAUCCCGUUUUACAAACACUUCCUACCCCUCGGACUGUAUUGCUUGCUAUCAUGGGAAGACUCGUCAUUGCACACCACAAAUCCUACCAUCCGUACCGCAGAGACAAUAUCGAGCGCGUGCGCCGCGAUGAGGAGGAAGCAGAGCUGAAGGAAGCUCAGGCGGAGGGGAAGAUGGCGCUGGCUGACGCAGAAGCGCGCAUCGCCCUCCUCCGCGAUAGAGCUGGCAUAUCCGACAAGAAGAAGAAGAGUCGGCGGGAUGAUGACGACAAGCUAGCGAGCUCGGUUCCCAACUCGGUGAAUGCGGAACUGGGGGCGCCGCUACCGAGGACGAACGGGCAUAUUAACUUCUUCGAGGAUUUGGAGCAGUCGAGCAUGGUAGCCGCGAUCAAGUCCUCCAGUGCUUCAAAGAAGGCAGGACCGUCUACAAGCACUGCAGAAGACGACAAGGGGAUCGCGCUCGCGCCAUCAGAAAGGGACUUGAAUCCUUGGUACUCUUCCCGUGAGAUGCCCCCACCCACUGACAAGGAAGAGCAACGGAGGAGACGAGACAGCAAUCGCAAGUCUGCACACGAUCCCCUCACCUCGAUCACCAAGCAACUCUCUUCUCAUCCCUCCCCCUCUUCUUCAUCCGCCUCCAAACGGAGGUCCCUCCCCUCCUCUAUACAACACGCCGAUCCCGUCAUCGGCGAACGCCUAUCGCGCGAGUCGUCCGAGCGACUGCGCGCGCUCGAGCUCAUCCGCCGAAAGAAGCGCGAGAUGCAGGGGAGUGAGACACCCAGCACCGUCCACGGCGGCUACGACGACAUGUUCAAUCGCGACGAAGUCGAAGCCGCGCGCAAAUCUAGAAGAAGGAGCGAAGGUGGCUCGCGAACCCGCGACCGCUACUGGGAUGAUGACAGGAAGGAGAGGGCCAGGCGGGACGAAAGCCGAGGGAGACAUAGCCGGGGAUGGUGAGAGCAGGGCAGGGUAUUGGUGGAUGCUGAGUGGAAGCGCUCGUAUCCCUGGACUCUCGGAUGUUCCUCGAGAGGGACGCAUAGCAAUAGGCCGCCGUAGGUGGCUGCAACCUGUGUGCACGCCAGCUCGGCAGUUGGGCGCGCAACACCCGGUCGGCAAUUGGGUGCGCCAUGCAGCCCUGGGCUAGACGCGCAGAUAUGAGGCCCUGGCGCGCGUCCUACCACUCUUCUGCGGCUUUGGAGACGUUGCAAAGGCACUCGAAUAGCCGUGCGCGCCAAACUUGCCACUCGAGACUCGAGUUGUGGCGCUGAGGCGCCGUACCUUGGUGCUGGACCUCGUACAUUGUAGGUUGACUUGAACAGUGUAGCCGACCCGUAAAACUAUGCCCAGACAUCGCUCGAGCUUGUUGCUGACGCCCAUAG
Molecule: messenger RNA, 1385 nt
Organism: Schizophyllum commune H4-8
Lineage: Eukaryota; Fungi; Basidiomycota; Agaricomycetes; Agaricales; Schizophyllaceae
Exons: 5
Coding region: 61-963 (300 amino acids)
Source: RefSeq, a predicted model, not a curated record